AUCAGUCUCACUGUGCUCUACAAAGUAGAGCUCCAUUCGAAACGUUCUUUCAUUUUUAUUACAUUUUUCUCACACAUUUGCCCACAUUUUUCAUCCCAUUGCAUUUGCUCUCCCUACAAAUUGAAGUGUGCCGAAGAAGAGCAACGAUCGCGUAUCGUUCUCAAGUGAUCCUCGUAGUGUUGUUCACAACCCCUUAUUUUCACCACAAAUCCUCAAGCGAAUGAAAAUGAAGGCAUUCGCUAUCAUCCUCGUUGUGGUAUCUCUGAUUGCCAGAGCCACUUCUACAGCUCAACCCGACUGUAUCCAUGGGGACUCAGUGGGUUAUUCAUACCCUGCACCUGCAGUUCAACUAAAUGUAGCUCCGGCUGUGAAAUACGCCUCCGUUGGCCCAUCCUACAGUGCCUAUAGCGCAUCCCCAGCCUACUCCUCAUACUCCACAGGACCUGCCUAUAAAGUGUCCAGCAUUGUACCAGGAUACAGUGCUGAAUCAUACACACCUGGGGUAACGUAUGCCAAAACCGCAGGAGUUGUCCUUGCGGAUCAAUCUCCAUCCUCAAAGUAUGCCGCUGUAGCCCCAUCCGGCUAUGGAUAUGCCACAAGUGCUGGUUUAUCAUCCUACACAACAACAUCAGGAGUGUCAACUUAUGCUGCUCCAGUUGCUAAAGUAGCCGUAUCUGCUCCAGCAAUUACCUAUGCAUCUGCAGCUCCUGCUAUUGCCACCAAAGUAGCUUAUUCUGCUCCAGCUAUCUCCUAUGCUACAGCUGCUCCUGCCAUAGCCAAGGUUUCAUACGCUGCUCCAUCAUAUUCCUACGCUGCAGCACCAGUAGCAACUAAAGUUGCUUAUGCUGCUCCUGCUGUAUCCUAUGCCACAGCAGCUCCUGCCAUUGCUAAGGUUGCCUACGCUGCUCCAGCAGUUUCCUAUGCCACAGCAGCUCCAAUUGCAGCUAAAGUUGCUUAUGCUGCUCCCGCUGUUUCCUACGCCACUGCUGCUCCCGUUGUUGCUGCUAAAGUUAGCAAUGCCUACCUGCCUCCAGUCACAAAGAUCACCACAGGCCCAGCCUAUUCUUCAUACGUUUCCUCACCAGGCUACACUAAAGUUGUCUCAGCACCUGCUAUCUCUUAUUCUGCACCAUUAGCUAAAGUUGCCACUUAUGCCCCUGCUGCAAAGGUUGUUUCGGCUGCCCCUGCUGUAUCUACCGCCUACGUAUCAGCCCCACAUGUGGCUACAUAUUCCGCCCCUGCUGUGACUAAAUAUGUAUCAGCCCCUGCUGUUGCCACUUACUCUUCUGCCCCUGCUGUUUCAACAAGCUACGUCUCAGCACCAGCUAAGGUUGCAUAUGCAGCCCCAGCAGUUGCAACUUACUCAUCUGCUCCUGCUGUUUCAACUGCAUACGUGUCUGCACCCGCUAAAGUUGCUACUUAUGCUGCUGCAGCUAAAGUCGUUUCAGCACCCACAUAUGCCACCUACUCAUCAGCACCUGCUGUUUCUUCAGCCUAUGUAUCAGCUCCAGUUGUAUCCAAAUAUGCAGCAGCUCCUGCCUACGCCACCUAUGCAGCUCCUGCUAAGGUAGCUUACUCCACUGGUCCCGCUGUAACAAGCUACUCAACUGGCGCAGCUUUCGGUAAACUCGUUGCACCUGCUGUUGCUUCCUAUCAUGCUGGUCCAACUGUUGCUUCCUACCAUGCUGGCCCAACUGUUGCCUCUUAUCAUGCUGGACCAAGUGUUGCUUCGUACCAUGCUGGACCAAGUGUUGCUUCGUACCAUGCUGGACCAAGUGUGGCUACCUACACUGCUGCUCCUGCCAUCAGUAAGGUUGUUGCUGCUCCUGCAGUGGCAACAUACGCUACUGCACCAGCCUAUGCGAGCAAAGUUGUUGCUGCCCCUGCUGUAGCCACCUAUUCCCAUGCUCCAGCUGUUGCCACUUAUUCCCAUGGACCUGCUGUAGCUAGCUACUCUCACGGACCAGCUGUUGCUGCUUAUGCCACAGCACCAGCAUACGCUAGUAAAGUUGUAGCUGCUCCAGCUGUUUCCUACGCUGCUCCAGCAUACGCAACUAGCAAAGUUGUUGCAGCUCCUGCUGUUUCCUACGCCGCUCCAGCGUACAGCAAAGUUGUUGCCGCUCCAGCUGUAGCUUCCUAUGCUGCUCCAGCCAUUGCUUAUGGUGGACAUGGUUAUGCAGGUCAUGGUUAUGCAGGUCAUGGUUAUGCAGGACAUGGUUAUGCAGGACAUGGUUAUGCUGGUUAUGGAUACGGUGAUGGAUACUACGGGCAUUCUGGAGCUCUCCGGUAUGCCUCUGCUGUUCCUGCUGUCUCACACUCCGUUGUCCCUGCUACCAAAGUUGCCUAUGCUGCUGCUCCAGCUGUCGUUAAAACCGUCAGUGAGAAACAUCUCGAAUACUACAAUGAUCAUCCUCGUUAUGCCUACGAAUAUGGAGUAAACGAUCCCCACACUGGUGACAUCAAGGAAGCCAAGGAAGAGCGCGAUGGUGAUGUUGUUAAGGGUCAGUACUCCCUUGUUGAACCCGAUGGCAAUGUCCGUACUGUGAGCUACUAUGCUGACUGGGAGACUGGCUUCCAUGCGCAAGUUACAAACAGUCGUGACCAAGUUCAUGGUGUUGUGGCCAAAAGGGCGGCCGUGAAAGCGUAAAAUGUUCACUGCGGCAACUCACAGAGUGUCCUUGCUAUGAAAAAGAAAAACCCGCGAAGCCUCUUAGAAAACCCCCAUAGAGAUUUCAGAUACUCAAAGUUAAGCUUAAUUUAAUUUAUAGAUUCUUUCUUCAAAUUUUUCGUACUCUGAUUUCUCGAAAUUCUCUUGUAUAUCACUCUUUUUCUUUUCUUUUUCUUCUCCUUCCUAUCUAUAUCUCUCUAUAAUGCUAAUCUUAAAUGUAAUGCCAACACAAACAUUAUGUAAUUUUGUUAUUUAAAUAAGAAAAGAAAGGCGUUCGACACCCAGCAAUAUUAUUGUCACUGGAACUCACAAGAAACGAUCAAGAAGCGAUCCUUCUCGUUUCUCAACACAGCAAUUUUCCAAGGAAUUUUCUUCUAAACUUUAUUACAUGCUCCACCCCUUAGUUUAUUUUUUUUCUCUCACCCCCAAGCCUAUGAUUUAAAAAAAAAACAAGAACAAAAAAUAACUAAAAAUGUACAAUGAAAGGAAAACAACACAAGAAAAUCCAUCUAAAGAGAAAGAAAGAACAAAAAAAAAACAUUGCGUGCAUUUGCAUUAUUGAGUUUACUUCUUGUGAUAAAAGUGUCAUAAAUAACUAAUAAUUGUAUAAUUAUUUUUACUUUAUGAUAAAAUUGUGUAUAAAAUAAAAUAUUUACUU
Molecule: messenger RNA, 3326 nt
Organism: Lutzomyia longipalpis
Lineage: Eukaryota; Metazoa; Arthropoda; Insecta; Diptera; Psychodidae
Gene: Cpr76Bd
Product: paternally-expressed gene 3 protein
Exons: 3
Coding region: 221-2647 (808 amino acids)
Source: RefSeq, a predicted model, not a curated record